UUGACACUGACAGACAGAAAAUUGCUAUGGUGAAUUGGUGAAGUGGACUGGUUGUAAAACAAGAGCAAUGUCGAAAUUAAACAACUAAGUUACAACUGCACAUAUUCCUUUAAAUAUAUUACUAACCCUCGGAUCUUUCAGCAUCGAGCUCAAUCUCUGUUAAAAGGCUACAAUGAUUCACAGCUUGUUUAUAAUAAACCCAUCUGGGGAUGUGUUUUUAGAGAAGCAUUGGCGAAGUGUAGUGCCAAGAUCAGUAUGUGACUACUACUUGGAGGCACAGCGGGCUUCUCCUAACGAUGUUCCGCCCGUUUUGGCCGCACCCCAUCACUACUUGAUAUCAAUCCAGAGAGGUGGUGUGGCCCUGGUGGCGGUCUGCAUGCAAGAAGUGGCUCCAUUGUUUGUGAUUGAGUUCUUGCACAGAGUGGUUGAUACAUUCCAAGACUAUUUUUCAGACUGUACUGAGACUAUAAUUAAGGAAAACUAUGUAGUUGUUUAUGAGUUGCUAGAUGAGAUGCUUGACAAUGGCUUCCCUCUGGCUACAGAGAGUAAUAUUCUCAAGGAAUUGAUAAAACCACCAAAUAUUUUAAGGACUAUUGCGAAUACUGUUACUGGAAAAUCUAACGUAUCUUCAAUACUGCCAUCCGGGCAGCUGUCGAACGUGCCAUGGCGUCGCUCAGGCGUCAAGUAUGCGAACAACGAGGCAUACUUCGACGUUGUAGAAGAAGUAGACGCCAUUAUAGACAAGAGUGGUGCUACUGUAUCUGCUGAAAUACAGGGUUAUAUUGACUGUUGUAUAAAGUUGAGUGGGAUGCCAGAUCUAACCCUUACGUUUGUAAACCCGCGUCUGUUCGACGAUGUCUCAUUCCAUCCUUGUGUGAGAUUCAAACGAUGGGAGUCUGAAAGGAUACUAUCAUUCAUCCCGCCGGACGGUAACUUCAGACUGAUGUCGUACCACAUCGGAUCUCAGAGCGUCGUGGCAAUACCGAUAUACGUGCGACACAACCUCACGCUCCGGUCUAACGGAGACCAGGGACGGUUAGACCUCACUGUUGGACCUAAGCAAACUAUGGGAAGGACUUUGGAAAAUGUAGCAUUAGAGAUCUGUAUGCCAAAGUGUGUGCUGAACUGCUCUCUGACUGCAAAUCAGGGCAAAUAUUCUUAUGAUCCUGUCAGUAAGGUGCUACUAUGGGAUAUAGGCCGCAUAGAGCUGCCGAAACUGCCUAAUAUUAGAGGAACUGUAUCAGUAGCCACAGGGGCGGAUACAUCAGGUGCCAACCCGAGCAUCAACGUACACUUCACGAUUCCUCAGCUGGCAGUCAGCGGGCUCAGAGUGAGCCGCCUCGACAUGUACGGCGCUAAGUACAAGCCCUUCAAGGGCGUAAAGUACGUUACGAAGGCGGGAAAGUUCCACGUGCGCAUGUGAUCGGAGGCCGAUGCGCGGGAACCGUGGAUGUGUCUAGGAUUGUCUAUGAGUGCAACUCGUGUACAGUGACGUGGCUUUUGCUCGAUAACGGAUGAUUUUAUACAGUAUCAUUGGUACUGUUUAACGGAAAUAUCUGUAGCCAUAUGUAAUCGAAAUAUUCAGUUAGCUAAACAUCAAAUGUGUGUCACCACCUCGCAAAAAUUCGUAACUCAUACAUAGAUAGAAACCUCAUUUUCGUAUUGAUCAAAGCGAAUAGCCAAAAACGUGCCAGAGGACGCAUGGCUGAAGAUAUUAUCGUAAACCAUUACCGAAUUAUAAAAUUAGUUUUUGUCUACGUAAGUGAGCUCAUGAGAAUCUUCAUCGUAAAACAGUGUAUGCAUGUCAAAUAUUCUAGUUAGAACAUAAGUUGUAAAUAAUAUAUUAUAUCCAACGUUACAAAUACUAUAUUAAAACAUUUUGAAGCAUUA
Molecule: messenger RNA, 1890 nt
Organism: Helicoverpa armigera (cotton bollworm)
Lineage: Eukaryota; Metazoa; Arthropoda; Insecta; Lepidoptera; Noctuidae
Gene: carmine
Product: AP-3 complex subunit mu-1
Exons: 10
Coding region: 173-1423 (416 amino acids)
Biological process (GO): endocytosis; intracellular protein transport
Cellular component (GO): cytoplasmic vesicle; clathrin adaptor complex
Source: RefSeq, a predicted model, not a curated record